GCCAAUCUUUGUUUUAUCUCUCAGUUGAUAACUGGUUGGUUCAAAAUUGCAAAUGAAUUCCUUGGCAUCUUCACUUGGCACUUGCAGUCCCAGAAACUUGAAAACACCCAACAUUUUGCUCCAAAGGGAUCAUCUCAGCAAAUCAGAAGCACCAAAACUCAAUAUCUUAAGCCACCCACACAGGAGCUUUUCUUCUUCUUCUUCUUCUUCUUCUUCCCAACAACUGCAGAAUAAUGAGAAGCCAAAUUUGUUCAGCAGAAGAGAAGCAAUUGGUUUUGGCUUCUGCUUUGGGCUUCUUGAUGUGCUUUUGCUUCCUCAGCCCACAAAAGCAGCUGAGGGGGCAGCAGCUUGUGAGCUAACCGUGGCUCCAUCUGGCCUUGCUUUCUGUGACAAAGUUGUGGGGUAUGGCCCUGAGGCUGUUCAAGGACAGCUGAUUAAGGCACACUAUGUUGGGAAAUUGGAGAAUGGAAAGGUGUUUGACAGCAGCUACAAUCGUGGGAAACCUCUUACUUUUCGUGUCGGUGUUGGUGAGGUCAUCAAAGGGUGGGAUCAAGGUAUUCUAGGCGGUGAUGGGAUUCCUCCAAUGCUUGCGGGGGGGAAACGCGUGUUGAAGCUUCCUCCGGAACUUGCGUAUGGUGGAAGAGGAGCUGGGUGUAGAGGAGGCUCGUGUAUCAUUCCACCAGAUUCAGUUCUUCUGUUUGAUGUGGAAUUCGUAGGCAAGCCAUGAGAUCGAAGCGACCGAGGAGAGAGGAAGCAGACUACCACUUGAUCUUGUGAAUUGGUUUACUAGUGGUAAAAUGGAAGUCCGAUACUCCGUGUCUUCUUGUUCUGUGGAUAUCAGUAAAUUCUUAUGAGAAGAAGAGUACGAGAUUUAUGGCCAUUAUUCACUAUAAACUGCUCAAUUCCCCUCCUCUUUCAUUUUAGUCCUCACUUAACCGAUCAUCUAAGUUUAUUUCGUUUUUGGCUCCCAUCUUAAAUCAGAGAAAAUGUGUUUUGUGACUGUAAUAUUGUCACUAGCCUACGCAUUAUAACAUUGGUGAGCGACAGAGUUUAUAUUUCAUGAUAUAAUAUAUGCAAGCUAUAAUAUAUAUGGGUUGAAAAGA
This is a messenger RNA of Malus domestica (apple), 1103 nucleotides long. RefSeq names its product peptidyl-prolyl cis-trans isomerase FKBP13, chloroplastic. The record is from RefSeq and is a predicted model, not a curated record. Gene Ontology annotation, cellular component: chloroplast. Gene Ontology annotation, molecular function: peptidyl-prolyl cis-trans isomerase activity. NCBI's taxonomy places the organism in Eukaryota, Viridiplantae, Streptophyta, Magnoliopsida, Rosales, Rosaceae.